Messenger RNA from Notothenia coriiceps (black rockcod), 793 nucleotides. Its product is annotated as centrosome-associated protein 350-like. The transcript has 2 exons. The record is from RefSeq and is a predicted model, not a curated record. Lineage: Eukaryota; Metazoa; Chordata; Actinopteri; Perciformes; Nototheniidae. The annotation marks the transcript as partial.
CCCUCCAUAGGCGAACUCUAAGAUGUCCCGCAUCGAAGCCCUGAAGGCACGCGGCUUCCUCUUCCAACCGCAUCGAGAGCGAGGCGGCGCAAGAUCGCUGGGGAGGGGUCCAACUACGAUUUAGAAACCUCCAUGGAUGUAAUAAGACCCUCUCAGGGGGAUCCUGACGCUGGAAGCUGGGCCGAAAACGAUGACGUGGCGUCGAGGAUCCAGAGGAUUCUGACCAGCACAGGUCAUACAAGUUCAUACAAUGGCACGGCUCUACCAGGAGCAGGACAUCUACAUGCACUCAGGGGACAGAAAGACAACAAGGGUACACACACCUUUACAAACAAUCCACACACACCUGCCGACGAGACAGGGCUCAACACACAUGAGAGGGAGAGGCUGGUCAACGGCUUGGACAGAGUGGAGAGAGUGGAUAACGGAGAAUCAAGAAGAGAGGAUAAGAAUGGGGCUCUUGACUCCAGUGCCGGGUCCAUCAGCGAGGGUCCUCUGCUGAGUGAGGGGAGUUUCUCUGAGGAUGAUGUCAGUCCUCCUCACCCCCCCUCCUCCUCACACGGUCGUUUCCCCCGAGCAGCAGCAGCAGAGCGCCUGGAGGCAGCGGAGUACUGCGCGGGGCAGAGGAAGGACUACCACAGGCUGUCGGAGUUUCAGAGGGAGGCGGCCAAGUGCUCAACCCUCAGCUACACACAGCAGGACAGCAGCAAAGCACCCUGGGAGGAGCUGAACAAAGGGAGCCCCCUGAGCGUCAUCAGCAUCUACACCAAGAACCUUCAGGGCAGACUUACAG